AAGCAGUGUUUGCAAGUGAGUUAGAGAACAAGAAAAGUGAGAAAAAUGUAGAUCUGCGCUUUUUCUGCAGUCCUCUUUGGUUUCUAUCGGUGCAAACUUUUUGUAGUUAUGGAGUUUGUGGAGUAUAUCAAAUCACCAAAAAUCGACAAGGUUUCUCUGCGGCGCAGAGGGCAGGCGUACCUGGAAGGAACGCUGUGUGUCACUGGUCAUCACUUGAUCUUUUCUUCCAGAACGGACCACAAGGAUGAGCUCAUUGUAAGUAGUGUGAUUAUAUUUAUUGUUUUGUGUAAUUUCUUUUCUAUAUCUUAAUGUGGACAACGUACUUACAGACAGCCCUUACACGCCCGUUCGGUCUGCCUAUUCAUUGGAAAUGGAUGACGUGUAAAUAUUAAUUCAUUAGUUGUACAAACAAAACAAUGUACUAUGCCCUGAUGGCUUUCAGGGUAAUGGGUUUGACUAGUCUGUCAGCCCUUCAAUAGACCAGUUUCAAUAUAUUAAAGUUUUCGUUUGGCUUUGAUACUAGGGGUAAUAAAACAAAAGAAAUGAAUCUUUAAAAAAUAAUUUUAAGUGAAUUGAAAAUUAAAGCCAUUUCUUUUCUUUAUUCCUUCAAACCUUAAAGUUAGAUAUGAAUUUUAAUAUAUUAUUUGAAAUAAAAUUGGUCUAUCAGGACAACUAAACAUGACCUAAACAGGUCCCAGUUUUCUAUUAAGGAGUAAACUGGCCCAGAACUAACGAAAACAGUGUGCACACAGGGACCUGUUGACCACUUUUGUAACUGAGUACGUUGGUCCCGACCUUGUACUUGAGCACUGGGAUGGAUAUUUGAAAAAAUUGUGUACUUACAUUAGUGCGCAGUGAGUACUGUACUCCAGCACCAAGUGUGAAUACUGCCUUUGCAAACAUGAUUAGUUAACAAUUAUUCCACGAGCGCACACUGGAUAUGAGUUGGCUUUAAUCAUCUUAUAUCCAACAUUGAACAAGCCAAGUAGAAUAACAUAGAACAUUUCAUUGAACAAGCAAACAAUCAUCACCCUACGAUCAAAUUUACGGCUGAAAUUUCCGAUAAAGGAAACAGCAUUCCUGGACACCCUCGUCUACAAAGGGAAAGAUUCAAAAGAGACGCAACCCUUGAUGUGCGUACUCAUUUCAAACCAACUGAGACAUUUCAGUAUACCCAUUUUGGUUCCUGUCACCAUAAGGAGUUAAAAAGGCUUCAUUAAAGGGGAAGCCCUCCGACUCCUCAGAACAAACUCUUCCAAAAUAAUAUUCAAGAGAAAAUUACAAAUUUCAAAGCGCAUCUGCUACAGAGGGGUUACCCAGAGGAUCUCAUUAACACAACCUUCUCAGAGGUGAACUUCAAAGACAGGAAACUAGCCCUUCAACAGAAAACCAAAGACAAACCAACGAAUCUUGCCUUUUGUCACACAAUACCAACCAUCAGUGCCUAACCUAAAGCAAAUUCUCAUGAAAAACUGGCAUUUAAUAGAACAACAACCAUUACUGAGCGAAAUCUACAAACUAGAACCGGCCCUCGUAUCUUAUAAAAGAGGGCGGUCGCUCAAAAGACAUACUCGUGAGAGCCAAACUAUAAAAAGGCUAUUUUAAACACUGGGCUGGGGAGUCCUGUAGGCCUGUCAACCCCAUAUUACAUCUUAAUGAGAAUCGUCAAAUGCAAACAAGAAAGAACAAAAACAAACAAACAAACAAAACGGUGAGCUUAUGCACCAUAAUUGCACGCGUAAUAAGAAAAUGUCUUUUCCCGAUUUUUUGCACAGUGCACAAUCUCGUAGUGAAACCCUUGUCACAAUAUAUAAAGGAAUCGUUUUGCUACAUAACUCAUCCUGUAUUGACGUAACAGAUUUGAAAAUGUUAAACAUCUUAUGCAAAUAUUUGAAAAAAAAAAACUGCUUUGUUUAGUUUCUGUUCAGUUGAAUUGAGCACUCAAAAAGAGUGCAAUGUUAGUGAAUGUAAUGUUUUUCCGUGAGAUAAAAGUGCUAGGCAGCACUAUUACCCUGUUACUUUUAUUAACUUGAAAAGAGGAACCGGAAAGGACAAAGGCCUUCCGUUUUUCACACAUUUGUAAUCGUGUACUGUUCUGAAUGGAUAAAAAAACUAAAUUCAUAGAUCAAGAUUCUUGCAGUUUACCCUUCCCCGACAACUAAAAAUACCGCUGAUAAAAUACGGUUGUUUAAAAUUGUACCACCAAAGUUGUCGUGAAUUUAAAUGAUGAUGCACUUACAAAAGUUAAACUGCAGAAGAAAAAGAUUCCAUUGAUCGCCAUGUACAACGCUUGUGAAAAGCGUGACAUUUGUUUGAAGUCACCACACUGGUUUUGCUGAAUGAGAACAGAUGCUACGGGUAACUUUAUAGGUGUGGUGGAUAGCUUUGUGGCCUUUGGUUGCAUCUGUUAGCUAUAGUCAGAUCUUUUCAGCCAAACAGGUUGCAUAUGUAUUUUGCUGAUUUCGGCGAGUGGCUUUGUGAUCGUGAAGAAAUGUACACGUUCUUGUUGGUUGAGGUAAUUUCAUGCCAUGCUUUUUAAUUUUGUGACUGUCUAUGUUUUCCAAGGGUUGCAUUCUAUAGCAGUUUUUAAAAAUAUCUUAUAUCUAUGCCACAAAUGAUUUCCUUCAGUACUUGUAUCCACCGCGAGAAAAAACAUACAAAUUGAAAAAGUCUUUUGCUGGCAUAAUGACGCUUUUGUUUACCAUAUAUGGUCACAGCAUGGCUAUGAGCUGAUAACCCUGCUGCGUUGAGUGAAUCAGAAUGCAGGAAAUGCAAUAACCAUCGUCCAGCUGCAUGCCACUUAAAAGAAAAGUUGUCUUACUAAAGUAUGUUAUUUACAGCUCUUGCACUCAGCAGUGGAACAUGUUGAGAAGAAAGCAAGAGGUCAAGAAGGGAUACUCACUCUUUUUUGUAAGAACUUUGACUUGGUGAAACUAAAGUUCAACAGCAUCGAAGAAGCACUGAAUGUAGCAUCAUCAGUUGAAGUUCUGUCAACCAUUGGUAAGAAAAAUAGCCAUCAUUAUUAUUAUAAUAAUAACUUACAUAUUAUUCUUUAAAAAUAUUUCUCCAUUUCUGAUUGGCUAAAAUCCAAUGCAUAAUUUAUCAUAACCAGGUUCUGUCUACUAAAUUUGCACUUGAAAAUUUCUACAAUAUUUGAAAGAUGAUGUCAAUUGUGCAGGAAAAUUACCAGAUUAUUGAACAGUUAUCUGAGAAGUAUGUUUUAGCUUGCUUUUAAACUAGGAAUUAUUUUGAAUGAAUAAUGAAACAAUUAUUGAAUUCGGUUUUCGUGUCAUCUGAAAAAUUAUGGAGAUCUUGGAGGAUGUUAUCUGCCGAGGCCUAGUCGGCCCUAUGUCCUUCAUUCUUCAGAUGAUAAUCAGCCUUAUUCAAUAAUGUUAUUGCUAAAUAUUACAUUAUAGUUCUUUUUUUCACAUUAUCCUUAGUCAACAUGUUUAAUGUAGUUUUUGUUUGUAUGUUUCUUUUAUCAAAGUGAUUUCUUUUUUUUAACGUAGGAAACACAAACUUGAGGUAUCCUUUCUUCUAUCGUCAUCUGAAACCUCUUGAAGAAGAUGGGUGGGACUUGUUUAGUUUAGAAAUGGAAUUCUCUCAUUUGUGCUCUUUAACUCAACAAUGGAGAAUAAGCCAUGCCAAUAGUAAUUAUGAGGUACAUUUCUAAUAUAUUAUUGCAACAGACUGAGUGUUUUCAUAUCAACAUUAUCAUUUUCAUCAUCAUCAUUGUCAUCACCAUCAUCAUCCUAAUCGUCAUUGUUCUAUUGAUUCUAUUGAUCAUCAUCAUCAUGCUAAUCAUCAUUAUCAUUGUUCUAUUGAUUAUUGUUCAGCUACAAUUGUGACUCCAGAAUAUAUGACUGAGGUUCAGCUUUGUGUCCCAUGACGAUGUGAUUUCUUACAUUACAUUUGUAGAUCGUACACAAUAAGGAAGGCAUGGUUGAAAUUUUCAAAAACUCAUACUGGUUCUGCUAGGAAAAGCUUUUUGUAUUAUAACUACAACUUGCAUUAUCCUUGAAUGUCUUUCAAGCCAAAUAAUGCCUGGUCUUAAUUUUGUUACUAACUUAGUUAGUUAACAGUUAGCUAUAGUUUGCUUCUAUUUUAUUUUAUAAUGAAUGUUAUAUUAGCUGAAGGAAAUAUUUUUUUAAUGUUAGGUUACCUGUCCACCUACUAAUAAUACCAAUUAUUGCUACAAAGAAAAGGGUAAAAACUAUAGCCUCACCCUCUCCACCAUUAUAUUUCUAAGAGUGAAGUUUUUUUCUUUUUUGUGUUUAGCUAUGUCCCAGCUAUCCAGCCAGUGUUAUAGUACCAGUUAAAAUUUCUGAUGAUACAUUAAAGGCGUCAGCACAGUUCAGACAAUUUGGCAGGUUUCCUAUUUUAAGCUACUAUCACAAGAAAAAUGGGGUAAGAAUUAAUAUUUAAUAAUAAUUGUUAUUAAUGCAAUAUCAUCUUUUACAAUCAAAAACUAUUGAGAAUGAUUUUCAGAAUAAUAGUUACAGAUUAAAAUCAUUCUUGAUAGUCUCUUAUUAAGGACACUUACAUAUAGCUGUAUUCCUUUGCUGUUCGUGUUGAAGUAUGUUGGACUGUCUGCUGAACAAGAAAUAUUUCUAUUGAAUGUAUUACUGAUAUACCAUCGUAUCCUAUUUCUUUCCAAGUAAUACUGGUAUUUUAUGGGUGAAAACUUGAAUGUGUUUUUUGCAAAAGGUCUGUUAAAAUGUUGCAGGUUGCUAUGAUGCGAUGUGGCCAGCCGUUAACAACCAUGGCAUCUAAAAGAAGUCGUGAAGAUGAAAAAUUAGUUAAUGCCACUCUUGGAAGUGAUUCUAAAGGGAUAAUUAUUGAUACAAGAUCACAAACAGCUGCUAUGAACAGUAGAACAAAAGGUAAAUGGAAAAAGUCGUGCAUUCCAUGAUCAUCUUGCUCAUCUCAUCCUUAUGCAGUUCUUGCAAUUUUGUAAACAAGAGAGAGAACGGUGGAAAAUCUCAAUGAAUGCAAAAAUUUGUCCAACUUGCAAAGAAUUGCAAAUGAUAUUUUGCAGCUGCAUGCAAACCUAGGCAUAAGUGCUCAUCCUGCUGUCACAUAUUUGACUCACUUACAUACUUCAACCUUAACCAAGUGAAGUGAUUUAUAGGUCUCAUAUCAUGUUGCUUUACAUAGGCGAGAACAAAGAUGACAUUUCCACCUUAUUCUUUCUUUUUGUAAGCCUUAAAUCUAUCGCUGGCUUGGGCUUCACAUUUUGCAUUCAGUUUACAUUGUUAUAAAAUCAAGUUUGAAAUGUGGGUGCUAAAAUGUUGUGAAAUGUUAGUUUAUAUGAAAUUCAUGUUAACCCAUAUAAAAUCAAUAUGUACUCCAUAUUAAUUAAUAUUAUUUUAUCCCAUGUAAAGUUAACACUAGCUCCAUUAAAUAUGAUCCCAUGUGUAGAUAAUCAGUAUUGUUGUGGUGUUUUUGGAUGACAUCAAUAAUCAAAUUAUUUGAACUAGUCUUACUUGCUUUCAAUCUAUGUAGGUGGAGGUGUUGAACCAGAAUCACAUUAUCCUCAGUGGAAAAGAGAAUAUCAAAAUAUUGAACGAUAUACAGCACUCAAUGAUAGUAUUGCAAAACUAGCAGAAGGUACAUGUAUAACAUACAGUAUAUCUUUUUUACAACGAUUUUGCAAAGGCUUAUGCCGUUGCAUGAAUUUAUUGCUUACAAGAAGAAUAAUAUUAUCCUACAUGCUGUGUGAAGAUACAAAUCAAGAGUAACCAAAUUAUAAACAAAAAAUCCUUUCAGGGUGCAAGGAAAAUCGUUUUUUACAGCUUGCCAUUUGGGCGAGCUGAAGUUAGCAUUUACUAGCCCAGACAUCAUUUCAACUAGCCCCAAAACGUUUUGAUGAGCAGAAUUGAUUUCACAGUUCUUCUGCUAUUCCAGUUCCUCAAAAAACAUCACUUGCCCAUCGGGCAAAUAGAAUUCACUAGGCCGAUAGCAAAAUCCACAAGCCCCAGGCUAUCGGACACUACUUUCUUUUGCCCGCUGCCUUUACAUUCCCCUUAAAGAAAUGAGUAUGCAUGCUUGCCCCAAAUUUUUCACAGUCAUAUGUUUUGUGACUGUGAGUAUUUGCAGCUUCCCAAAGUUAGUGACAUUGCUCUUAUUUACGUUGAUUUUAUUUAUUAUUUUUGUCUAUACAGCAAGUUUAGAUCCCAAGCUAAGCAUGACCUCAUGGCUGUCUAAACUGGAGUCAAGUUCAUGGCUUGAUUAUGUUCAAAGCAUUUUAUCCACAGCUUGUCAUGUUGCUAAAUGUUUGGACAAAAACGGUAACAGUGCAUUUUACAGUACGAUAAUUUUACAACCAAGAGAAAGUAUUUUACAGUGUAUAGUAAAAUGUUUGGGAAGGGGACUGCACAGCUGUACUUCAUUAGGUCAUAAAAAAACUUAUGUUUGAUUUUCUUUCUUCAGUUAGCAAAUGACAAAAAAGAAAAUUUUCAACUAUAAUAAACAGAAAAAAGAUUUUUAUGUUAGCACCAAGAGUGCCAAUGUGGGAAGCUAUUGUAAUAGUUUCUUGCAUUAAUACCUAGUAGAUAUUUUGCACUAAUGCUUUAUUUAACAAUUAUUCCUCGAGCCAGAAUGGGCUCUGAGUCAAUGGCCCAUGUGGCGGAAGGCCGAAUGGGCUAUUGACUCAGAGGCCAUGAGGGCGAGAGGAAUAAAAUUAAUGUUUUAGUAAAAUCCAACUAGUUGGUCAAAAAUAUGGAGAAUAAAAAACUUUUAGCUAGUUAAAGCUAUCUAAACUUUAAUCCGUUUUUGCUGCCAAAAAGCGUGCGCUUUUCGCUACUAGUAGGCUAUAACAUAUAGCCUAGUAGUAGCUCAACCAUUCAGAAUGCAGCAUUGAUAAUAGACCACUAGUUGGAUUUUACUAAUAUGGAAUAGUCGCCCUCACUUAAUGAGUAAAAUUAAUAUUAUUGUACAUGAGGUUUUUUUAUGGUUAUUAUCUUUGCAAGGUUCUAAAUUUAUAUUAUCUGUAUUAGGAACAACUGUCUUAGUUCAUGGUGAUGCUGGCACAGAUGCCACCUUACAAGUCACAUCUUUAGUGCAGAUUUUGUUAGAUCCUGUUUGCAGGACAAUUAAAGGGUAAGAAUUAUCUGUCAGAUUUUAACUAUAUUGGGCAUUUUUGUUUGGUGUACAGUAGAUACCUGUCUAAAUUCUUCUCUCGUAAAGUGCACUGAUCAUUGCUAAGCCUGACUUGUGUCCAGUCAACUCUCAGUCAAAGAAAAAAGAGGGGGGCCUCUCCCUUUCGUUUUCCUCCUUCCCAUCACCCCUUGCACUCGUUUCAGUCACUCUUCUUGCGUUCCGUCCUCUGCGUGCGAUCCAAAUAGAGACGACUCGGGACAAGUCAGAUUGCUAAGCUGUGUGCUGCAGAUUUUCUUUCCUGUUUUUUGUAUGUCACUCAACAGUAAGUUUAAAAUAUUUGUAAUGGAGAAGGCCAGUGCUAGUUCCGGAUUCAAUUAAAUAAAACUUUUUCAAGUGUGAUUUCAAAGUGUGGCUGUUGUUUUUAAUCUCUAAAACAAUAGCUACACUAAAGUUACGAUUUAAAAGUUUUAUUGAAUUAACAGCUGGGGUGUGAGAGUUGAUUGUAAGAAAGCAUUUCUUUGUACUCUGAAAGUUACCCAUGUAUGAACCUUAAUGAGAAUUUCACUUUUAAUCAAAACUCUCCUGCCAGAUCAGUCAAAUCCUAAAUAAAAUUAGUAUGCCCCAAGGAGAUGGUUUUUCAGCAAAAAGUCUUGGAAAAAGCUUAUUUCAUUGUCAAAAUGAUUGGUCCGGUAAUGGUCUGGCCGGCCAGUUCUUACUUUUGGAAACAGUUCAUCUUACUACAGCUAGCCUGCGUAGCAAGCGUUUCCUCGCAAGUUCGUCGAGAAAGUUAGGACGAGAGCAAAAAAAGGAAUGAUUGGAAACGCUUGCUACGCAGGCUAUACUACAGCGCAUGCUACUUGCUACCUAGUCGUUUCACAGGGAAACUCAAAUAAUUAUUAUUCAUUCAUUAUUGACAGAUUUGAGGGUCUAAUUGAUAGAGAAUGGUUACGUGGUGGCCAUCCGUUUACUGAGCGCUGUAUUAAAGUAGGUGUAUCUCCAGUUCGCUACAAAGGCCAGGGUGCAGUGUUCCUUCUGUUCCUAGACUGUGUGUGGCAGGUUAGUGUUGAGAACAAAACCCAUGAAACAAUACCAAGCAGAUUUUUCCCUGAACAGGAAACAAAGAGAUCUUUUGUUUUCUGUCAUCAGAGUCUGGUACACGAAGUUUUGACCCUUUUUCUCAGUCGCCAAAGCCUCUUUUUAAAAAGUGCCAAGUCUGUCUACAAAAAUAAUCUUUAGUUGUUACGCAAAUAAAACUCACUUAAGUAAUAAGUGAUGAACUUAGCCUCUUUUUGAAAGUGAAGAUUUUGAAAAUUCGGCAUAUUUGCCUCCGUAAAGUAAAUGAAAACCUGACGUUACGAGUGCUAUUCUUUCGUCACAGUGAAGACGAGGGACUUUGAUAAAGGCGUGGUGCCCAAGAAGUCAAUUUGUGAUGAUCUCUGCAAUGGCAAUUUUUUUCGUUAGUUAAGAUGAUAAAGCCAAUGAUUUGUGUAUUCCAUGUACUUGUAGCAAGCUCAGUACUGGUAAAAGGUGACAGUCGCGUCAAUAUCAAAUACAUGUCCCUCAAGGCACACUGUGCAGUGGCUUUGUCAUUUAAUGUUUUUCAUUUUUAUCAACAGAUAUACCAACAGUUCCCAUGCUCGUUUGAGUUUAAUGAUCGUUUUCUCAUAACUUUGUUCGAGCAUGCGUACUCUUCGCAAUUCGGUAAGAUAUCUUUGGACUUUAUUAUGUGGUAUUUGUAGAAUUUUUGUGUUUAGAUACAGCUGUUUUUCGUUUGUCGCCUUGAACCGUUAACAUGGAAAUGCGGCAUUUUCUUUGUACACUAAAACGUUAUACUUAAUUUUUUUUUAGGUACCAGUUUCCUCUACCGAUUUUUUCCUGAGGGAGGAGGGGACGUCUGUACACGGGCUAACCAGCCGUCCCGUCCUGGGAGGGCUCCGCAGUUUCCCGGCCCCAGUUGUUCAAACGUUGGAUAUCGCUAUCCACCGGAUAAAUCACUGUCCAGCGGAUAAGUAUUCGGGAAACCAAUUACAUGCGCUAUCCCGUUGAUAGUGAUUUAUCCGGUGCAUAGCGUUAUCCACCUUUUGAGCAACUGGAGCCUGGAAUGUACGUACAUUCUAAAGGCCGAUUUACACGGUACAAUUUUGUCGCGUGCGAUGAGUUUAUGAUAGACCUACAACCUAAUUCGUACCCUGUAAAUCAAAGUUGCGAUAGUCGCAAGUCUGUUGUAAGUGAGAUGUGCACGACAGAACCCGUGUCGUAUAGGAUUAUCUUAAGAACAUAGCUUGCGAAGAAGUUGUGCCGUGUAAUCAAUGCUUAAACAUUGCACAGCUGGUCAUUUCUAUUUUUCUCCUUUUCAGGCACCUUUCUUUGUAAUAACGAAUGCGAGCGUGUAGCAGCUAAACUUAAAACAAUGACAGUGUCUCUGUGGUGAGGCUUGUGCAAUUUUAUUUUUAAAUACUACUGAAUGUAGCUAAUUUUUCUUUUCUAUUAAUGAAGUUUUUACAAAUCUCACUUUUCAGGUCAUAUCUAAAUCAAGCAGAUAUCCUUAAACCGCUGUUAAAUCCAAUGUAUGAACCAAACAGCUCUGUUCUCUGGCCUUCCGUGGCUUCGCAAAGUCUUGUAAGUUCAUAAAGAAUCUCGCUUCUUUUUGCCAUGUAGCUAAAGAUGAUUUUUGGGGAAAAAGUUUGGAUAUUACCAGCGCCUAUUUACGAAUUUCCCACAGGUCGCUAUUUAAAAUUUUUGUGACUUCAUUUGUGGUGGUGUGAAGAAUUUGAUCUUUAACAACCGCUGCCCCAAACUUUCGUCGUCGAAAUUUGAAAAAGGAUGACGCACAUUUUGUGACAUUUCUAAAAUGAGGAAACGGACGAUUUUUAUUCUUUCAUGAAUGCGUUAAAGGACUGUACAUGAUAUUCUGAUGUUGUUACCUUGUUCUUGUAGGUAUUGUGGCCAAGCUUGUUUCUUAAAUGGAAAGAAUCUAACAAGAAUGAAGACAUUUUAUGGGAAGAAGUGCGCAGAAUACAGGAAAUAAAUACGGAUUUAAAAAGUAAAGCUAUAUCUCUAAGAAGGUAAGGGAAGACAUCUUAGUCCUAUAGGGUGCAAGGAGAGCAGUUUCAAAUGAGUACAGUUAAAGCUCUUGUAGGUUUCCCUAACUGGAGUUGAUCCGGGGCUCCGAUCUUUAUGGCAGGAAUUCACAUAAGUCGUCAUUAGCAGCAUACGGGAAGGGAAGCACGUUUAGACGAAUUGUCUUUUUCCCGAGAACAGUUUCCUUCCAAGGACAUUUCAUUACUUCUACAUCUCCCAACCAGCAAAAAAUUGCCAGAAGAACAGAUAUUUUGAGUAACAGAUCCAUUGGGUGCCCCUGUACAAGGGCUUCAGUAUUAUUUUCUCGAAGAGUUUAGUCGCAAGUUAUCGUUUUACGAAUGUGAGAAUUUUUCUGAUUCCUUUCUAAAUCAUAUUUUUGAAUCCGAACAUUUUAGGUUUCCUUAUCAUUUUUUUAAAGCAAAAAACAGCAUUACUUGGAGAGUGAAGUGUGAAAAAUUAAGCUUCAGAAAAUUGAAGGAAAUUUAUUAGAUAAGUUUAGAAAAUUGUACAUGUAUGGAACGGUCAAUAGAAAAGUGUAGGCAAUAUCUGCUCCUCCGGACAGAAAUUUUACAGAAAACAGUCGUCGGGUGGUCCUGCAUGCUCAAUCUGGAUUUUGUCUACGGAGAUGACUGUGCGUAUGAGGUGUCUGUUAUGAAAGAAAGCUUUAAUUUCUGAAGAAACUGCAGUGUUGUGUCGGUGGGGGAGUGGGAAGAUUGAGAAGGCGCUCUUCUGAGCGAGUCUCGUGAAUCUCUGAUGAAGGGCAAGCGCUCGAAAGUUAGCCUGCGAAACUGGCGGUUGGUUUAACGAAAGAGCAAUGAGCGACGAAGCCGAGGGAAAAAAAACCUUUCCUCCGGCGGUCAAUCUAAGUUAUUUUCUCAACUCAGCACCAGCCAAAUCUUUGUUCGUUAUGUAACCUUUAACUGUAGUUAGUUUUGGGUUAGUUUUUCUUUUUUUUUCCGAGAAGAUUGGAAGUCAAGUGUUGAUUUCCUUGCCUGGGGAAAACGUCACUAUCUCUAUAAAAUCUUAUGUUGUUUUGUUCUCUCAGGGAAUACGCCGAACUACAAGCCAAAGUAUUUGAAGAAAGACGAAAAUGGCAAGAAGAACAAGACCAGAGAGAAAAACAACGAACUUGAAACUGAAGUUGUGUCAAGAUUCUUUCACUUUGUUUAGAGGAAUUAUUUCUUCUUUGCCGGCAGUAGUCAUUAUAGAUUCUGCGUUAGUUAAGUGCGGUGGUUACCAUUUUUGUAACAGUGGGGUAGAAAACAGUCUCUUUACUUAAGCGAAAGUUUAUGUCAGAGCGGAGCGCGGAUACAGCUAGGAUCUAACCUCUACGUAUUGAUCGUAUUAGUGUCGCAUGUUAUCUUCUACGCGGCCGUUAUUUCGGUAGUCAGGAGUAUUAUGUGACAACCCAAAUAUCACACAGCUUGGGAAAAGACGUAGUAUGAAUAGUCCAAUGGAUCUUAUUUUUGAUAUGGCUAUAAUCAUACCGGCGCAAUUUUAAGGUGUUAGAAAAUAUAUAAUUGCAUUUUAAAGAUAGUUACUGUAGCGUCGAAACGAACUUGGCAUGUACAAAAUCAAUUGCAAACUGAGUGAGAACAUAAGACCACGUGGGCAUUAGGCCACGUUUUCUGUAGAUAUUUUUCUAUACGACAAGUACAGACUGAAAUUUAAGAUGCAAUGUGUGAUUUUCAACUGCGAUCUCAAAAAUGUGGUCACUGAGUAAAUGGAUCCCACUGAACAAACAAAACUCUGUCUCUUUAUAUUCCGGGGUUUCACCGGCAUGCCAAAAGGAAAGACUACGAUUUGAGAAAUCAUCUGUGCUCAUGUAAGUUAACUUGAACAAAAAAUAAAAUUAAUUUCGAGACACACGCAAUUCGUUAUUGCUGAUAACGCACGUUGUUUAACUGAGCGCGAAGCGGGAGACGCAGCCUGGCGCAAAGCGCGAGACUGGAGGAGGGGG
Porites lobata is the source of this 12142-nucleotide messenger RNA. Lineage: Eukaryota; Metazoa; Cnidaria; Anthozoa; Scleractinia; Poritidae. The record is from the annotation of a GenBank genome assembly.